CAACACCCAGCAGCUCAACUGAGAUCAGAUCAGAUCAUCCUGAACCAGAGCCAGAACUCAUCCCACGGCAGCCAUGGACAGAGCCAUCCUCCUGCUGUCAGUCAUGUGCCUGGGCAUCUCCUGCCAGCCAAUCACAGACAACCAGCGCCUGUUCUCCAUCGCCGUCAGCCGAGUCCAGCACCUCCACCUGCUCGCUCAGAGGCUCUUCUCUGAAUUUGAGAGUUCUCUGCAGACGGAGGAGCAGCGGCAGCUCAACAAGAUCUUCCUGCAGGAUUUCUGCAACUCGGAUUACAUCAUCAGCCCCAUCGACAAGCACGAGACUCAACGCAGCUCUGUUCUGAAGCUGCUAUCGAUCUCCUAUCGUUUGGUGGAAUCCUGGGAGUUUCCGAGCCGUUCUCUGUCCGGAGGCUCUUCGCCGAGGAACCAGAUCUCCCCCAAACUGUCAGAACUGAAGACGGGAAUCCUGCUGCUGAUCAGGGCCAAUCAGGAUGCACCAGAGAUCUUUACGGACACCUCCACCCUCCAGUUGGCGCCUUAUGGAAACUACUACCAGAGUCUGGAAGCUGACGAGUCGCUGCGCAGAACCUACGAACUGCUGGCUUGCUUCAAAAAGGACAUGCACAAGGUGGAGACUUACCUGACCGUGGCAAAGUGUCGACUCUCUCCAGAGGCAAACUGCACUCUGUAGCUCCGCCCCUCCCGUGUGUAGCCCCGCCCCUCCCGUCU
Messenger RNA from Fundulus heteroclitus (mummichog), 726 nucleotides. It is a transcript of the gene gh1, whose product is annotated as growth hormone 1. The record is from RefSeq and is a predicted model, not a curated record. Lineage: Eukaryota; Metazoa; Chordata; Actinopteri; Cyprinodontiformes; Fundulidae. Gene Ontology annotation, cellular component: extracellular region. Gene Ontology annotation, molecular function: growth hormone activity; growth hormone receptor binding. The coding region runs from base 74 to 688 and encodes 204 amino acids. The transcript has 6 exons. Gene Ontology annotation, biological process: positive regulation of receptor signaling pathway via JAK-STAT; positive regulation of growth; growth hormone receptor signaling pathway.